Messenger RNA from Ctenopharyngodon idella (grass carp), 3026 nucleotides. RefSeq lists its product as uncharacterized. Gene Ontology annotation, cellular component: keratin filament. Lineage: Eukaryota; Metazoa; Chordata; Actinopteri; Cypriniformes; Xenocyprididae. Gene Ontology annotation, biological process: keratinization; intermediate filament organization. Bases 1193 to 2659 code for a protein of 488 amino acids. Gene Ontology annotation, molecular function: structural constituent of skin epidermis. The transcript has 9 exons. The record is from RefSeq and is a predicted model, not a curated record.
AAUAGUCAUGAAUGACAUGAGGAUGAGUAAAUGAUGACAGUCUUUUCAUUUUUGGGUGGACUCGUCCUUUAAAAGGUGCGCUUAUCCAGGGACUUUCCUGCUGAUUCAUAGUUUAUAGAUCACACAUCUAGAGAAAAGAAAAAAAAAAAAAAUAUCUGAAUGAUUUUUCUGUAUAGGUUCACAAGAACGUAUUACAUUCUUAAUAUGAAUAUGUCAUUCCAUUAGGUACUCAAUUUAAAAUAAAUUCUAUGACAAAUCUUUAUGGAACAAACACAAAAAAUCUUUAAAUUGCGUUAUGUUAGUAAUUCAAAUAUUUUAAACUAAUGUAGUAUAUUUGUAGCCUAUAUUGAGAAAGAAUUUUAUUUUGUAGUAUACUAUGGCAUGGAGGUCACAUUCAAAGGGUUGGCUGCAAUAGGAUGACUGUAACAGAAAUAUGCACACAGUUUCAAGUCUUGGACUGUUAUCUUUACAACAAGUUGGAUGGAUCAGCCCAUGAUGCCUUUUGUCUCCAGAAAAGUACAACAUACGACCAACCAAAGGAGUGUUUGUGUGGAGGAGGCUAUGAGGGGAAUUGUAAUGAGUUUAAAGGGUAAUUGUUUUUGCAUUUGUAGAUUGUGGGGACAAGUUCAAGUUAGCAAUUAAUUAUUCAUUCUAAGAGGGUGUACAUAAAAUUAAAGUUGUCAAAUAUCAUACAUGAACACUCAUAUAGUGGUUAUGCAAACUCAUGAAAUGUUAUACACUCUUUAUUUUGUGCAAUUAUAGGUUUUUUGAUUCUUAAUUAUUGACAUAAUAUUUUUGGCUGGUUCUUGAUUUGUUUUCUCUGAUUGGCUGAUCCUGCAUCUUCUGUUUCUGUGCUCUCAUGUCAAUUAAGGAUGCAAAGUAAAAGUACAUUUGCUUCAUGGUUUCUUAGCAUGUUCAGAUUUCACCAUAAAAGUAAUUAUGUUUUGGAGUAUUCCAAGCAUUUCCCCUUUGCUCAGGGAUCGAAGUGAAGCAGUUAAUGUAUAACAGUGUCCUCUUGAUGUUCAACCCCAUAACUCUCCAAACAUAUCUUGAAAAUUGUUUCUUGACCAAUAAGCUGGCCUUGGGCCACUCCCUGCUUUCCAUAUAAGAGUUUGAGGGCACGUCUGUCAUCCCACCACUCUUGAGUAUUCAACCCCUUAACUUUCCGUUCUCUCCAACUCUGACUGCAGAGAUGCUGAACACGAAGAAAACCGUGAGGUCAUUCAGCAGUCACUCCUCAGUAGGUGUGAGCAGGAACAGGAGGACACCCCUCACCCGUUCAGGGAUGGUUUCGAGGGAAGGUUGGGGCUCCAGUCCAGAUGUCUGCCCUCCAAUUACAGCUGUAAAGGUCAAUGAAAGUCUUCUGGCACCUCUGAACCUAGAGAUUGACCCGAACAUCCAGGCCAUUAAGACUCAGGAGAAAGAGCAAAUCAAGACGCUCAACAACCGCUUUGCUUCGUUCAUUGACAAAGUGCGCUUCCUAGAACAGCAGAACAAGAUGCUGGAGACAAAAUGGAGUCUCUUGCAGGAACAGACCAGCCGCCAAUCCAGCAUUGAUAUUAUGUUUGAGACCUACAUUGCUAACCUACGCAGACAGCUGGAUGGUUUAGGGAACGAGAAGCUGCGUCUGGAUUCUGGCCUGCGGGACAUGAGCAGCCUGGUAGAAGACUUCAAAAGCAAGUAUGAAGAUGAAAUCAACAAACGGAAUGAUUCUGACAAUGAAUUUGUGCUGCUUAAAAAGGACGCCGAUGAUGCAUACCUGAGUAAAGUGGAGCUGGAAAGUAAACUAGAUGGCCUAACAGAUGAGAUCAACUUCCUUUGGCAGAUUUACGAGGCGGAAUUGCGUGAGCUCCAGACUCAGAUCAAGGACACGUCAGUUGUUAUAGAGAUGGACAACAGCAGAAAUCUGGACAUGGACGCCAUUGUGGCUGAAGUUCGUGCUCAGUAUGAGGACAUUGCCAACCGCACCCGUGCUGAAGCAGAGAGCUGGUACCAACAGAAGUAUGAAGAAAUGCAGUUGACAGCAACCAAACAUGGGGAUAACCUGAAAAGCACAAAGGCUGAAAUCGCAGAGUACAACCGAAGAAUUGCACGUAUACACUCUGACAUGGAACUUAUUAAGGGACAGCAUUCAAACCAUGAGGUGCAGAUCAAAGAGGCAGAAGAACGUGGUGAACUAGCUGUGAAAGAUGCAAAACUCCGUCUGCAGGAGCUGGAAGCAGCUCUUCUGAGAGCUAAACAAGACAUGGCUCGACAAGUGCGCGAAUACCAAUCGUUGAUGAACAUCAAACUGGCUCUGGACAUUGAGAUCGCCACCUAUCGGAAACUCCUGGAAGGAGAAGAGAGCAGAUUAUAUAGUUCAUUCCAGACUUUCUCCAUCUCUAAACCAACCUCGUUGAACUAUGACCUUGAAAGCAGCCACCUCUCCUCCCAAAGUGCUGGGAAAGACGUUCAUAACACAGGCCUGGUUAAGAAGGACGUCAUGAUUGCUAAGGGUGAUAGCGCUAGCAGCAUCACCAGCAGCAUUGCCACCAUUACCAAAAGCACAAAGACCACCAUCAUCACCAGUGAGACAGGGAACAAACUUGCAGCUACAGAGGGAAGUGUGCAAGUGAUGGAUAAAUCUGCAGGCAAACUAGAGGAGGAUGUUUUUGAAUGACAAAAGAACAGAUGAAAGGAUUGUCUUGUGUACAGGGCCCAGGAUCAGGUUUUUAUAGGUGGGCCUCCACCACCUUCCCUCAACUCCAUUAGCAUGUUGAGUUUAGUAUCUGUGGCUAAGGUGUGGCAGAUCAAAAUGAAUUACAGUUAUACAGUAUAUCAUAUUCAAUAUGUAGUAAAUUUACAUGGCCCUACGACAAACUCAUAUAAUUUCUAUUUUGUUCCCUAUAACUAAAAAUGACAAUGUCUGUCACUGUGAGCACAGUCAAAAAGUAGGAGAAACAUCCUUUGUGCACGUUCCUGAUUACUAUUAAGGCCUAUAUUCAAAUAAAGUGAAUGCAUCAAAAAAUAAAUGAAUACAUUUUCAA